Cucumis melo (muskmelon) is the source of this 1978-nucleotide messenger RNA. Its product is annotated as phospholipase A1-Igamma3, chloroplastic. The record is from RefSeq and is a predicted model, not a curated record. Gene Ontology annotation, molecular function: glycerophospholipase activity. The coding region runs from base 109 to 1722 and encodes 537 amino acids. Gene Ontology annotation, biological process: lipid metabolic process. The transcript is spliced from 3 exons. Lineage: Eukaryota; Viridiplantae; Streptophyta; Magnoliopsida; Cucurbitales; Cucurbitaceae.
CCUCUCUCUCUCUAUCCAUUAAAAGUUUGAUCUCUCUCACUAAAAUGCAUUAUUCCUCUCUCUCACUUGAAAUCUAGAAUAUUCAGAGAUCUCAAACCCUCCCUCUCCAUGUCCAUGGCUACAACUUCUUCUCUUCUACAUUUUUCCACUAUUCCUAUUCCCAUCUUUACAAAACUCCCCAAAUAUCACCUUCUCCAGAACAACAUGAUCAACAAUAACAACAAUUCCCUUUUCUCCACAAACCCCACUUUGUCAAUACAUUACUUCAAUUUCAUUCUUCCAACCUCAAAAUGCUCUUCAUCAUUACCUUCUUUAACAACAAUGGAAGAUCAAGAAGACGAAGAUCAAGAUGAUGUUGAAGCAAUAACAAUGGAAACAAAUAACAAUUUUGCUCCACUUAGUGAAAUUUGGAGAGACAUUCAAGGGAUGAACAAUUGGGAAGGCCUUCUUGACCCUUUGAAUCUUCAUCUUCGUAAAGAAAUCAUUCGUUAUGGUGAAUUCUCUCAAGCUUGCUAUGACUCUUUUGACUUUGAUCCUCACUCUAAGUAUUGUGGCACUUGCAAGUACCAAGCUUCCCACUUCUUUAACAAGCUUCUCAUGCCUGAUCCUGGCUACAAUAUCACUAGAUAUCUCUAUGCAACUUCCAACAUCAAUCUCCCCAACUUCUUUAAAAAAUCCAAUUUUACCCGUGAUGAAUCCAGAAACUUUUCUAACAGAGUCUGGAGUCAACAUGCUAACUGGAUGGGCUACGUCGCGGUUGCCACUGAUGCUGAUGAGAUCAAACGACUUGGCCGCCGUGACAUUGUCAUAGCUUGGAGAGGAACUGUAACAUACCUUGAAUGGAUCCACGACCUCAAAGACAUUCUUCGACCGGCCGGUUUUAUCCCAGACGACACGUCGGUUAAGAUCGAAUCUGGAUUCUAUGAUUUGUACACCAUGAAAGAAGAAAAUUGCAACUACUCCGGAUUUUCAGCUCGUGAGCAAAUUUUAGCUGAAGUUAAACGACUUGUGGAGAAGUAUUGCAAAUUAGGAGGAGAAGAAAUCAGCAUCACCGUCACUGGCCAUAGUCUUGGAGCUGCUUUGGCUUUGAUUACAGCCUAUGACAUUGCUGAGAUGAAGCUGAACAUUGUGGCCAGAGGAGACGGUAGCAGUCCCGUGGAAGUUCCGAUCACUGUCUAUUCAUUUGCUGGUCCUCGGGUUGGGAAUCUCAAGUUUAAGGAACGGUGCGAGGAGCUCGGAGUUAAGGCGUUGCGAGUGAUUAAUAUUCAUGACAAGGUUCCAAUGGUACCAGGCAUUAUAGCAAAUGAAAAGUUACAAUUCCAAAAAUAUUUAGAGGAAGCUAUAGCUUUCCCUUGGAGCUAUGCUCAUGUUGGCACAGAACUUGCAUUGGACCACACACACAGUCCCUUUCUAAUGUCGACAAACGAUCUAGGGUGUGCUCACAAUCUUGAAGCUCACCUACACCUAAUCGAUGGAUACCACGGUAAGGGGCGAAAGUUUCGAUUAGAGACGAAGAGAGACAUAGCUUUAGUGAACAAGAGUUGUGACUUUUUGAGAAAGGAGUAUGGUGUGCCACCGUGUUGGCGACAAGACGAAAAUAAAGGGAUGGUUAGAAAUAGUGAGGGGCGAUGGGUGGUACCGGACAGACCGAGGCUAGAUGAUCAUCCGUCGGAUACCGCAAACCACCUUCAACAAGUGCUCAAAGAUGUUUUUGGUUCUUAGGAUUUAGGGUUUGCAAUCAAGAUAGCUAGUGAUAGCUUUAUUUCAUUAUGGAGGGUAGGUUGAAUGACUUGUUGACUAAAUAAUUAAUAGUGUCAUUGUUGAUGAGGAGUGGCAUUAUUUUGAUGUCACUAAAUGUAAAUUAUCAUGUGAGUUGUAUGGUUUAUAUUUUGUUGAAGAGUGGCAUAUUUGAUACUAUUUUGCUUUUGAAUAUGAAAUAAGUUUUGGCCAAUAUUAAUCUCUAUAUGAUUGAUGUUAA